AUGAAGAUGAUGAUGCUCCCCCUGCUACUCUUCCUCUCUGCACUGCCUGCUCAUAUGGCAAAGUCUUCUAAUUAUUCUGAUCAACAAGCCCUGACUGGUUUCAAGGCUUCUCUCCUUUUGGAUCCAUAUAAUUCCUUGUACGAUUGGUCUCCCAAUCACACCUUCUGUAAUUGGAUUGGUGUUGCAUGUUCUUCUCGUCGACAGCGUGUGGUGUCCUUGAAUCUCACAGGUAAGGGAUUACUUGGCCCUAUCUCUCCCUUACUGGGAAAUCUUUCCUUCCUUAGAGUGCUUGAUCUCUCUAAUAACAGCCUGCAGGACCAUAUUCCACAUCAGAUCGGAAAACUUUUUCGUUUGAGAAGGCUUCUUCUAUCUCGCAAUAGAUUGGAGUCCUCUAUCCCGUCUUCUCUGGCAGGCUGUCGGUCUUUGCAAGAUAUCAGUUUUUCUUAUAAUAAUCUGAGCGGCCCCAUUCCUUUCGAGCUUGGUCUUCUUCAACGCUUAGAAACCCUUUGGGUAGGAAAUAACAACCUUACAGGCACACUCCCAUUAUCCCUAGGUAACCUCUCCUCAAUAAAUGAGUUGAUAUUGAGCUACAAUAGUUUCUAUGGUGGUAUUCCCGGGGAAUUGGGUAUGCUCAGUAAACUCAGAUGGCUUGAUCUGGACUUCAAUUACUUGACAGGACCAAUUCCCACGGCCCUUUUGAAUUGCACUCUUCUAAAAACAUUAAGAGUGGGUCAUAACCUCUUAACUGGCCACAUUUCCUGGGAGUUUGGCAAACUAUCAGAGUUGCAACAAUUGCACCUAUUUACAAAUCAAUUCACGGGAGAAAUUCCUAGUUCUCUUUCUAAUUGUUCUCUUCUUCAAAAGCUUCAACUCGCGUUCAACAAUCUGACCGGUACGGUGCCCUUGGAGUUUGGCAGAUUGCUCCAGCUUGAAUGGCUUAAUUUAUGGAGCAAUCAACUUGUGAGUGGAAGCAACGGUUUGUUAUUUCUAACAGCCUUGAGUAAUUGCUCCAACUUAUAUCAUAUAGAUUUGUCUGAAAAUCAUUUCACUGGCAUUUUGACUUUUUCAGUUGGCCUCCUCCCAAGUGGUCUCUCAUAUUUGCUUUUGCCCUACAAUGAAAUCGCGGGAAGCAUACCAGAUGAGAUUGGUAACCUGACAAGCAUAACAGCGCUAGAUUUACGUGCAAACCUUUUCAGUGACACCAUCCCAUCUUCAUUGAGUGCACUUCCCAUUCUUGAAAGAUUGUGUUUAGACAACAAUAAUUUACAUGGAGUAAUUCCAGAAAGUUUUGGUCAAGCAAAAAGGCUGGGGCUGUUGUCAAUAUGUUGUAACACGUUAUCAGGGAAAAUUCCAGAUACUCUUGGCAGCCUUCCCCAACUAAGACAGAUUUAUCUUCAUGACAACCAAUUGUCAGGAGAAAUACCUGCCAGUCUUGCAAGAUGCCAAAAUCUGGAGCUGCUGGAUUUGUCUUACAAUAAAUUUACAGGCAAGAUACCGCCAAAAGUUGCUGGUCUCCAAAAUCUCAUUUUCUAUUUCAACGUGUCCAGCAAUUUAUUAGAGGGUUCUUUGUUGGAAAUGAGUAAAAUGGAAAUGGUCCUUGCUAUAGAUGUAUCUUCUAAUCAUUUCUCAGGUGUCAUUGCAAUCGCACUGAAAAACUGCAAAGCACUGGAAUACCUUAAUCUGUCUUGGAAUACAUUCACAGGCCCAAUUCCGACAUCACUAGCAGAAAUGAAAAAUCUUCAGGACAUGGAUUUUUCCAGCAACAAUUUGACAGGAAGAAUACCAGUGGCUUUCAAAGACAUGAAAAUGCUCCGGCAUCUCAAUCAUUUCUCAGGUGUCAUUCCAAUCGCACUGAAAAACUGCAAAGCACUGGAAUACCUUAAUCUGUCUUGGAAUACAUUCACAGGCCCAAUUCCGACAUCACUAGCAGAAAUGAAAAAUCUUCAGGACAUGGAUUUUUCCAGCAACAAUUUGACAGGAAGAAUACCAGUGACUUUCAAAGACAUGAAAAUGCUCCGGCAUCUCAAUCUCUCUUCAAACAGUUUGACUGGAGAGGUCCCAAAGGGAGGAAUUUUUGCAGUAAUGGAUGUUUCAGCAGUUAUGGGAAAUCUUGGCCUUUGUGGAACAUGGAUACACUUGCUGCCAUGCUCUCAUUCCAAACACAAACAGUCAUCCGUCUCCAUAAAGGUAAUAAUUCCUAUUGUAGUGGGCAUUGCAAUUUUGAUCAUGUCUCUUCUAUUGGUAGCAUUUUCGUAUAAAUGCAGACGUUCCAGUACCCCUGCUCUCAAAAUAUGGCCUCAAAGAAUUUCAUAUGAAGAACUUGUAGAUGCAACUGAUGGAUUUAGUGAGACAAACAUGUUGGGAAUUGGUUGUUUUGGAUCAGUUUAUAAAGGGAUUCUAAGCAGUGGAAGAAAUGUUGCUGUUAAAGUUCUGAAUUUGCAAGAUCAAAAUGUUCACCAAAGUUUUAUCAAAGAAUGUAAUGUAUUAAAAAGAGCUAGGCACCGCAAUGUGAUUAAAAUUAUUUCAGCUUGUUCUAAUCUUGAUUUUAAAGCUUUGGUUCUUCCAUUUAUGUCAAAUGGAAGUUUGGAGAGUUGGCUAUAUCCUCAAGAAGGAGCUCAAUGCAAUUUAGAUUUGAAUGAUCGAUUAAAGAUAGCAUUGGAGAUAGCACAAGGACUAGUAUAUCUACAUCAUCAUUGCUUCGUACAAGUGAUCCAUUGUGACCUAAAACCUAGUAAUGUGCUAUUAGGGGAUGACAUGUCUCCAGAGAUUGCAGAUUUUGGCAUCGCCAAACUAAUCUUGGGGAAUUCCACGGAUUCAUUGACUUCUACAGGUGUACUCAGAGGAUCUAUUGGCUACAUUGCUCCAGAGUAUGGAAUGGGUUGUAAUAUUUCUACAAAAGGAGAUGUGUACAGAUAUGGAAUUUUAUUGUUGGAAUUGUUAACAAGGAGAAGACCAACAGAUAAAAUGUUUGUAAGAGUGAAUCUUCAAGAAUGGGUAGCUCCAAAUUUUCCAAAUAAAGUUUUAGAUGUAGUGGAUAUUAAAUUCCUUGGAGAUACUGAUGAAUUAGAAUCAUCACUACUUUUGUCAUGCCUCACUCAAAUUUUGGAAGUGGGUUUGGUUUGCACAAGGGAAUUGUCUCAACAUCGACCAAAUAUGAUAGAGAUAAUCGAGAGAUUAGAUAAGAUUAGAGGUGUAAAGCCAGAUUCAACACUGUUUGCUAAGAAAUAUAAUAUCAUGACGAUUGUGACAGAGCGUAGCGUGAAUUGUUUGACAGAAUACUUCAAAGAGGUGUCAUCUCAUGGAAAGAAAUGA
Messenger RNA from Cryptomeria japonica (Japanese cedar), 3312 nucleotides. RefSeq names its product LRR receptor-like serine/threonine-protein kinase EFR. Gene Ontology annotation, biological process: hormone-mediated signaling pathway; protein phosphorylation. Lineage: Eukaryota; Viridiplantae; Streptophyta; Pinopsida; Cupressales; Cupressaceae. Gene Ontology annotation, cellular component: plasma membrane. Gene Ontology annotation, molecular function: ATP binding; protein binding; protein kinase activity. The record is from RefSeq and is a predicted model, not a curated record. The coding region runs from base 1 to 3312 and encodes 1103 amino acids. The transcript is spliced from 3 exons.